AUGGGAAACUAUUGGCACGGAAUAUCUAAUGAGCAAUUACACUCUGCUGAAUUAGCUUUGCUUCGCAGAGGUGGACUCACACAUGAUUAGAUAAGGAUACAAGAUGUCAAGAUCCCAGUGCUUGCUUAUUAGUAUAGGAAAGGUUAGGACUAUGAACAUUUAUAUGAUGAGGCUGAGAAUUUCAUUCAUCAUAUUGAAAUAGACAUCAGAGAUGAAGAUGGAACUAAUCAAGAUUAAGGAAAGAACCUAAAGAAACCAACAUUUAUUCUCUUGCAUGGAUAUGGUGCUGGAGGAGCGAUUUUUUAUAAGAUGAUAAAAGAUCUAGGGAAGUAUUUUAGACUAUUUGUAGUUGAUCUGUAUGGAAUGGGAUCAUCAGGAAGGCCUUAAUUCCCUUUAUAGGAAGCAUGUUAAAGUGUUUAAGAGGCAGAACAGUUUUUUAUAGAAGCUUUACAAUAUUGGAUCGUAUAAGUUGGCAUAUAAGAGAAGUACUAUCUUGCAGGUCAUAGCUUUGGAGGAUAUAUAGCAGCAGCUUAUGCUCUCUAAUACCCUCAUGAUAUAGAGAAAGUCUUUUUGAUCUCACCAAUUGGAAUGCCUGAAAAACCUGAUGAAUAUGGCUCUCAACAUUUUGUGAGAAACUUUGACAAAAUGGCACCUUCGUUGGCUGCUAGGCUGAUAUAUCAAAUGUGGCAAAGAAAUUAUACUCCGUUCCACGUUCUAAGGUGGAGUGGAUAACUUGGUACCAAAAGAUUCCUAAAAUCGUACAUGUCGACCAGGCUUAAAAAGGUAUCUCAGUAAGAAGAAGCCUAGGAGAUUAGUCAUUACUUGCAUCAGAUAUUCCUCAGACCUGCUUGUGGAGAGUAUGCACUAAACUGCAUUUUAUAAGUAGGUGCGUUUGCUAGAUAGCCUCUUAUAUACAGAUUGCCUACAUUCAAUGAAAUAGAAAAUGCCCCUAAAGUAGUAUUUAUAUAUGGUGAUACAGAUUGGACAGAUCCCUCUCAUGCAAUGAUGCUCUUGUAAAGUGAAUAUUAGGGAUUAAAAAAUGCAGAAUUACACAUAGUCGAGGGCUCAGGACAUCAUCUUUAUGCUGAUAAUCCUGCCAGUUUAAUCUCCAAAAUUUUGAUUGAAGCAUUUGACAAUAGAAAAGCUGAAAAUUAUCUAAAAGUGAAAGAAAUUGAAUUAAAUGGGAUAUUAGAAGGUGAACCAGUAGAUAUUGAUCAAAUUGAAGAGUAACUUUUACUUCACUAACAUUAAUCUUGA
Messenger RNA from Stylonychia lemnae, 1257 nucleotides. NCBI's taxonomy places the organism in Eukaryota, Ciliophora, Spirotrichea, Sporadotrichida, Oxytrichidae. The record is from the annotation of a GenBank genome assembly.